Molecule: messenger RNA, 1068 nt
Organism: Spirometra erinaceieuropaei
Lineage: Eukaryota; Metazoa; Platyhelminthes; Cestoda; Diphyllobothriidea; Diphyllobothriidae
Source: the annotation of a GenBank genome assembly
AUGCUUCAAAUGGGCAUCAUCCGUCAGUCUGAAAGCCCAUGGGCCUCACCCCUCCACAUGGUUCCAAAGGCCGCCACUGGUGACUGGCGCCCCUGCGGUGAUUACAGGGCCCUGAACAACGUUACUGUCCCGGACCGCUAUCCUGUCCCACAUCUUCAGGAUUUUGCCGGUGUCCUUUUCAGCAAGUCUGUAUUCUCGAAAAUCGAUCUGGUCCGUGCUUUCCACCAAAUUCUUAUAGCCCCAGAAGACGUUUCGAGGACGGCCGUUACCACCCCCUUUGGCCUCUUUGAGUUCCUGCGCAUGCCGUUUGGACUUCGCAACGCCUCCCAGACCUUCCAAAGAUUUGUAGACAGAGUGCUUCGCGGCCUACCAUUUGUCUACGCCUAUAUCGACGACCUUCUGGUAGCCAGCUCCACUGCCGAAGAACACAUGGAACAUCUUACAACGGUGUUUGACCGCCUUCAACAAUAUGGCGUUGUUCUCAACCCGUCCAAGUGCGUCUUCGGUGUGCCCUCCCUAGAAUUUCUCGGUCAUCUGGUCGACUCCCACGGCAUUCGGCCUCUUCCCUCAAAGGUUGCCGCCAUUCGGGACUUUCCAUCCCCUACCUCGAAGCGUCAGUUGCAACGGUUUCUUGGUAUGGCGAACUUUUAUCGCCGGUUCCUACCGAACUGUGCUGAUCUCAUGUUGCCGCUCACCAACAUGCUUUCUGGUCCCCUCGAGCUGACUGGUGAAGCACUGACUGCUUUUGAGAGCAUCAAGAAUUCCCUUGCUGAUGCCACCUUACUCACACAUCACGCUCCCGAAGCUCAGCUGUCUCUGAUGGUAGGUGCUUCGACUGUAGCCGUAGGUGCAGUCCUUCAACAACACCUUGCUGGUUUGACUCAACCACGUGCCUUUUUCUCCAAAAAGCUCUUACCAGCUGAGGCACGCUACAGUACCUUUGGCCGUGAACUACUUGCCAUUUGCCUGGCUUUGAAGCAUUUCCGGCAUUCCCUUGAAGGUCGUGACUUCACCGUUUUCACUGACCACAAACCGCUGAUUUUUGCACUUCGCUCCCACACUGACUAA